UCUUAUUUAUUACUGAUCUUGAUAUCGGCAAUAAUAAAACAAUACAUAAAACAAACAAUAACUUUGGUGAAACAACAAAGGGCAUUAAUAAUAGUUGCAGAGAAUACGAAGAAAACUCGAAUAGCAUCAAUAUCUUAAUCUAAAUUUUAAAGAAAAGAUAAUGGAGAGAAAAGACAACACACUUUCGAUCGAGAUGAAAGACCAACAUGAACAAAAUAGAAUGUUGAAACAAACUGCUUCGGAAGAAUGCUAUUCCUGGGUGCCAUCUGACUUAUCGGCAGAUAAAUAUUUUCAGAUCCAAUUGUACUUUACUCAAAUCCCUUGGGAAAAGGUACCUCGAAUUGGAACAUGCGGUGAAAAAUAUCGCGAACAACAGAUUAUAAUACAGCUUCCUAAACAAGAUUUCUCUGCAAAUUCCUGUAAAUUUUUAGAGAAAGAAUAUCGGAAGCAUUACGAUGACUUUCUUUGUGAACGCAAUAAAACAGCAAUGGAUAUUGCUUACAUCACAGGUGGUUUGGAGCAUACCUCGUACUGCUACGGUUGUGAAGGAAUCAUGAUACUCGGAGAUUUAGCAGUAAUAAAUUCAAGAUUAGGAGAAAACAAUCCGUUUCACCCGGGCUGCUUCGUGUGCUCAGUAUGCAAAGAAUUAUUAGUGGAUUUAGUUUCUUGUACUGUAGACGGAAAAAUUUACUGCGAACGUCAUUACGCAGAAGAAAUAAAACCUCGAUGCGCGGCCUGUGACGAGCUUAUUUUUGACGGGAAGUAUAUCAGAGCAAUGUCAAAAGAUUGGCACACAAUUCAUUUCUGUUGUUGGAAGUGCAAUGAAUCUCUUACAGGCCAGCGAUAUCUUAUAAGAGAUGAUCAACCAUUUUGCGUUCAUUGUUAUGAAAAAUUGUAUUCCGAUAUUUGUAAUGAAUGUGGAAAAUCAAUAGGAGUAGAUUCAGAACAUCUCUCCUACAAAGACAAACAUUGGCAUGAAUCAUGCUUUUCAUGCAAUAAUUGCCAUACUUCUUUGAUAAAUAAAGUUUUCGGUUCGAAAGCAGAUCAAGUUUAUUGUGCGAUCUGUUACGAGUCGGAUUUUGCCACCAAGUGCGAAUGUUGCGGUGAAGUACUUAAAGCUGGUACAAGAAAGAUGGAGUAUGAAGAUAAACAAUGGCACGAAAAUUGUUUCCUUUGUGUUGUUUGUGCUAAUUUCAUAGGUAACAAGAGCUUUAUUCAAAAAGAUAACAACAUAUAUUGCCCAAGUUGUUACGAAAAAAAGUUUUCCGUACAUUGCAUCAAAUGCUGUCAAGUAAUUGCUACUCAUGGUGUGACUCACCGCAACAAGCAUUGGCAUAGAGAGUGUUUUUCUUGCACUAGCUGUCAGAGGGUUUUGGCGGGACAGCGGUUCACAUUCAGAGACGAGAAACCCUAUUGCGCCCAAUGCUUCGGAGAGUUGUUUGCAAAAAGAUGCAACACCUGCAACAGACCAAUUACUGGCAUUGGUGAAACACGUUUUUUAUCCUUUGGAGAUCGGAAUUGGCACUGUAAUUGCUUCUUAUGUGCCGUGUGUGAACGAUCGCUUGUCGAAAAAGGAUUUAUUGCAGACGGAAGAGCGAUCUUCUGUCUUGAAUGUGACAAGCAAAUAGUUAAUUUAACAAACUGAUUUAUCAUUUUGUUGAAUUAACCAUUUUAGUAGAUACAUUUCAUGAAUGAUUCAUAAUUCAUGAAAUUUAUCUACCAAAAUUUAAAACAAUCAUUUCAGCGACACAAAGAUACAAAAUUAUAGAAUUUUUCUGUUUCAAUAAAAUUUAA
Messenger RNA from Centruroides sculpturatus (bark scorpion), 1794 nucleotides. RefSeq names its product four and a half LIM domains protein 2-like. Lineage: Eukaryota; Metazoa; Arthropoda; Arachnida; Scorpiones; Buthidae. The transcript is spliced from 8 exons. Gene Ontology annotation, molecular function: zinc ion binding. Bases 161 to 1645 code for a protein of 494 amino acids. The record is from RefSeq and is a predicted model, not a curated record.